Molecule: messenger RNA, 1068 nt
Organism: Diaporthe amygdali
Lineage: Eukaryota; Fungi; Ascomycota; Sordariomycetes; Diaporthales; Diaporthaceae
Product: deuterolysin metalloprotease
Exons: 4
Coding region: 1-1068 (355 amino acids)
Biological process (GO): proteolysis
Molecular function (GO): metalloendopeptidase activity
Source: RefSeq, a predicted model, not a curated record
AUGAUUGCCAAAGCUCUUCCCCUCGCUCUCCUUGCCGGUGCUGCCUCGGCCGCCUGUCCUCUGUCGGUCGAGAUCGCCAGUUCAGAUAACCAUGUUGUCAACGUCGCAGUCACAAAUACGGGCGAAGAGACUCUUUCGAUUUUUAAGGGCAACACGGUGUUCAGUGACCACGCUACCAAGGACCUCUUGGUAACCGAUGCAGAGGGCAACGCACUUCCGUUCGAAGGCGUCUAUGUCAACUACAAGCGAACCGGCCUGGCUGCUUCUUCGUUCCAGCAGAUCGAGGCUGGCCAAACUGUCACCGUCCCAGUCAACGCAGCCAAGAGCUACAAGCUCAGCGGCAUCUCGCAGGCCAAGGUCACAGCCAUUCAGGGUUUCCGCUUCGCAAAUGGAACCGACGCGCCUUCUUCAUUUGGAGAGCUAUCUGCUUGUGAAGAUGUGACAUCCGGCGAGGUGGAAGUCACCCCGGACCAGGCUACAGUUGCGGAGCAGCACCUUUCGGGCAAGCGUGAGGUUCACGUCUCGUCUCGCAUCCAGAGGCGCUCCAUCACGUACUCGUCUUGCUCUACCUCGCAGACUAGCACUCUGAAGACCAGCGUCUCCGAUGCCAUCUCAAUGGCCAGUGCCGCCUACACUGCUGCUGGGUCCGCGGCCGACUACUUCACCACCUGGUUCAUAUCUACCUCGAACGAAGCAAAAGUCCGGACCAUCUACAACGAUGUGGCCAAUGUACAGACUACGUCGCCUGAAAUCUCGUGCACCGACAUCUAUGGUGACUGCAGUGGCGGCGAUGCUUUGCUCUAUACCGUUCCGUCCGACAACGUGAUUGUGCCGUGUCCCAGCAACGGCUUCUGGGACUUCCCCGAGCUUGCAUCUCAGUGCUCAGGCGACGACUAUGACAAGGCGGGCAGUAUCCUUCACGAGAUGACGCACUUGUACGGUACUUCCGACUACGCCUAUGGUCCGACAGCCGCUAAGGCUCUGUCGGCCACGAAGGCUGCUGCCAACGCGGACACGUAUGAGAUGUACGCUGAGAGCGUUCGUCUUGGCGGCUGCACCACCGGUUAA